AUGUUUCGCAAAACGAAGAGUCGUACAAAUUUGCGGCAACGUUUGAUGCAGAACGAUGAUACGGAAGAUGAGCAGCCAAAGAAUGGUAGCGUAGUACAGCAACAACAACAACCGCCAUUAAAGCAAAAUCAUUCGGAAAAGGUGAAUAAAACGACGGAAAACGAACCGCCUGUGGUAACAAAAACGAACAAUUUACUCAGUUUUGACGAUCUUGAAGGUGAUGACGUUACCGAUUUUAAAAUAAGGAAAAAAGAUCACAACAAACGAUUGGAAAAAUUGGCUCGAAGGGCGAAACAUCUACAUAAUAAGGAGAUUGAUUUGAAUUAUAAUGAUGAUGAAGCUUCAACAAUUGUUUUAAAGGAUAUCAAAAGAGAAAAGUUUUCACCAUCUGUACAUCAAGAGAAGGAGGAAGAAGAAAAGCCAUCAUAUUCGAAUGAAAAAUUAUUUGAUAAAGCAAUUGUAUCGGAAGAAGAUGACACUGUUCGAAAUAAAUUUUCAAAUUCUUUUGCAGGGCAAAUUCCGGAUGCUCAAGCAGUUUAUGAAGCUAGAAAGAAACGAGAAAAAUUGCGUCGUAUAGGUGCAGAAGGCAGAAUACCCAUUGAUGAUGUACAACGGCUGAAUGAUAAAUCUAUCGCUCGGUCGCGGUUGGUUCGAGAAGACGAUAAUGAUAUGAGCGAUGAAGAAGAUGCUGGCAGGUUUUAUUCUUCCAAAUCUCUAUUAAAAAACGAAGAAGAACGCCGAAGGAAUGAACAAUCAGAAUUUUUGGCUGUUGAACAAGGAGAUGAUGAACAAUCUGAUGAAGAAUUGGCAAGAUGGGAAAUUGAACAAAUGAAAAAAGGAGUAUCCUCGAAUAAGGUGGAAAUGCUUGAACGCGAACGUGAAAGAACGGAUUUUAUGAGGCAAUCUAUGAUGCUGCAUUAUGAAAUACCUCAGGAGGAUCGCGAAACCUUACCUAUGGAUAUGGACUUGGAUAUUGAUGUCAAUGAUUCACCUUUGCUAAAUUCGUCAUCAGGGUUUUUAUCCGGCAGCGCAAUGAACAUAACAAUGGAUGGAAUCUUCUCAAAGUUGAAACAACACAUUGUUAAUCGGGAUGAGGCACUGAAUACAAGAGAAGCAGAAUUAGAAAAAAUUGAGCAAAAUAUAAAAGAGAAUAAAGAAUCGAUAGCUGCACUUGAGAUGCAGAAACCUUUAUUAAAGGAUCGCUUUGAUAUGUAUCAAGAAAUGCGUAUUUUUGUUCGAGAUCUUCUUGAAUGUUUAAAUGAGAAGUUGACUGAUAUCAAGAAUUUGGAAACUCGAAUGUAUUCUAUUCGGAAUAAUCGGACCCAAAGGCUUUUAAAACGUAGGCGACAGGAUGUGCACGAUGUCUAUGAUGAAUGUUCGGCAGCUGCAGCUGGUCGAUCCAUUACUCGAACUCCCGAUUUCGUGCAAAGAAGUGCAGAACGGGAAGCCAGAAGAGCAAGGCGUCGAAGACAACGAGAAAAUACAUUGGUAGGAAUAUCACACGAAGAGGGAUUGAGCAGUGAUGAUGAAGAAACAAAAACUGAAAUAGUUGUACGCGAACAAGCUGUUGCUGAAAUAACUGAGGCGACUCGUGCAGUUUUUGUUGAUACUCUGGAAGAUUUUUCACAUGUGGACCGAAUCAUUGCGAGGUUUAUCGAUUGGCUGGCCGUUGAUGAAAAAUCUUUUAUUGAUGCUUAUGUUCAGCUGUGUAUACCUAAAUUGUUAUCACUGUUUAUUCGAUUAGAAAUGAUAGCAUGGAAUCCUCUCGAAAAUGAUGAAUUGUCAUUGCAUUCAAUGCUGUGGUACCGAGAUCUUAUUGGUUGCGGUACUGAGAAUGCAAAUAUUAAUAUUGAACACCCCGCUAUUGUUUCUUUGAUUCCUCUUUAUAUUAUUCGUGAUCAGUGGGAUCCGUUAUCUAUACGACAAACACAAUCUCUUGUCCAUCUUCUCGAUACUUUGUUUGACGAAUGUCCGACACUGGAAUCAAAUAGCCGUGUCUUACAACGAAUACUUACAACUAUCCGUCAACGAGCUCAAAAUUCAAUUGAUGAAGAUCUCUUUGUCCCAAUAUAUUCAAAGCAAGCUGUCGAAAAUCCAUCCAGUGGUUGCAAACUCUUUUUGGAUAGGCAGUUUUGGACUGCAAUUAAACUAAUGCGAAGUCUUGCUAAUCUGUCGAAGAUAAUAUCUGAAGAAGGUCUAAAAGAACUUUUGUUAGACGGAAUAGUGAAUCGCUCCAUCGUUGUAGCACUACAAUGCUCUAUAUGGUCAGAUCCUUCUAUGGUUCGUAAAUGUCGUGCCAUUAUUAAAUUAAUACCACCUGAAUGGUGGAUCGAUCGUUCUCGUCUAUCAAUACAAUCUCUUAUCAAUAUACUUAAUCGAAUCGCAGAUGAUUAUAAAACCUCAAGCAGGCAUGCAUCCAUUUCUAUACACCUUUUACAUGGUAAUCUCGGGCGAAAACAUCCCAUUGAAGAAGAUCAAGUUGCGAGUUUGAAAAAAAUGGAAUGGCCAAGGGCAGCAAUCGUAAUCGACCGGUUCGAACGAAUGGCUAAAGUCAAUAUUCGAGAAUUGCGAGAACUUCAUCGAAGCAUUAUCCAGCUUGAUUCAAUCAAUGAUCAGAUAAAUGCAAAUUGCGAUCGAAGGAAUGCUAUGCGUAAAAUCGAUCGUCUUUUAGCUGAAUUAUAUCAGAUUCUCGAGUUAAGAAGUAAAUUACGAUUAGAUGCUCAAGAACAAUUCGAUUUGCGAAUUGAGCCAGUCAGAUUACAAAUUCAGGCUGCCGUUAAUGCAUUAAAAACUAUUUGCACUGAAACUAACGUCAACAAUCAAAAUGGAAAUAUUUAUAACGAUUUAUAUGAGCAAUCUACAGCAUCAAAUGAACAAAACGGACAACAGCAACAGCAACAGCAGCAGCAGCAGCAGCAGCAAAUGGAUUCAUUGAUGCUUAAAAAUGAAGUAAAAAUGAAGGCAGAAGAAACGAAAAGGCUGGCUUCGGAUGUUGAAGAUUUAAAUGAAGUGAUGAUUCAACUGGGUCAGCUAGUAUUUGCUCAACAUGAAGCCGUGGAUAGUAUUGAAGAACAUGUAGAGAAAGCUAAAAUUGAUUUAUGUUCGGGUCAUCGCAACUUGAAAAAAGCGCAAGCUUUAAAAAGUGCGAAAUAUCCUUUAGCAGCCGCAGCAGUAGGAAGUAUAGCUGCUGGAGGUCCUGUUGGAUUUGCCGCUGGAUCAGCAAUUGCUGGUAUUUUUGCUGCAGUAGGUGGUGCCAUCGCAGGACUUUAUGGUGGGCGAUUAUUUAGAAGGAAAGCUCAAGAGGAUGCGAAUUGCGAUGGAUGA
Dracunculus medinensis (Guinea worm) is the source of this 3324-nucleotide messenger RNA. The record is from the annotation of a GenBank genome assembly. Lineage: Eukaryota; Metazoa; Nematoda; Chromadorea; Rhabditida; Dracunculidae.